AUGCCCCCAACCCCAGCCCAGCAGCAGCAGCAGCAGCAACAGCAGCAGCAGCAACAGCAGCAGCAGCAACAGCAACAGCAGCAGCAACAGCAGCAACAGCAGCAGCAGUGGGAUGCUCACACAGUAAAUGUAACAGGCUUAGAAGACGCUGUUGGGUUUAAAAGGAGGCAGCAGCAGCAGCAUCAGCCAGAAGAAGCAGCAACAGCAGCAAAAUACAGGGGUAAAAACCUAGGGAGAUGGAGUUGCAUGCGCAAGCAGAAGCGCGUGCAUGCAGCAGCAGCAGCAGCAGCAGAAGCAGCAGAUGCUGCUGCUCCUGCUGUUGCAGCAGCAGCAGAAGCAGAGGCAAAGCAACACGCAUCAUAUGGUGCAGCAGCACCGUCGCGGUCGCUGCAGCAGCUAAAAGAGUUGGGGGGUCUUUCUGUCCCUGCGAGUAGCUCUGAUAAAACCACUAGCAGCAGCAGCAGCAGCAGCAGCAGCAGCAGCAGAAGCAAACGACAAGAGCCGACAGAAGCGCAAGAAGCUCGCAAGCAAUUCGAUGAGGCUGUUCAAGAUAUCCGCAACAUGGUGUAUCCGCACUUGGGGCGAUUUCAACGCCGCCAAUUUUUAAGUGCGGCGUUGAGAGCGAUGGGCUUAG
Eimeria acervulina is the source of this 634-nucleotide messenger RNA. RefSeq lists its product as hypothetical. The record is from RefSeq and is a predicted model, not a curated record. The transcript has 2 exons. NCBI's taxonomy places the organism in Eukaryota, Apicomplexa, Conoidasida, Eucoccidiorida, Eimeriidae. The annotation marks the transcript as partial.